Fonsecaea nubica is the source of this 2940-nucleotide messenger RNA. RefSeq lists its product as hypothetical. Gene Ontology annotation, biological process: tRNA re-export from nucleus. The record is from RefSeq and is a predicted model, not a curated record. The transcript has 2 exons. Bases 1 to 2940 code for a protein of 979 amino acids. Gene Ontology annotation, cellular component: nuclear matrix; cytoplasm; nuclear pore. Gene Ontology annotation, molecular function: small GTPase binding; tRNA binding. NCBI's taxonomy places the organism in Eukaryota, Fungi, Ascomycota, Eurotiomycetes, Chaetothyriales, Herpotrichiellaceae.
AUGGUCAUUCGAGUCUACUGCCUCGAGAUCGUCAAUAAUGCAGUUCAAGGUGGCCUGGUGGACCAACAAGGCCUGAAAACCAUUGAAGAUCAGCUCAUGACAUAUCUGCGGAAGUUCUACGGGGCACCAGGCCAGACAGACACACCAGACCCUGGCACCAUCGUCAACAAGUUUGCUCAGACCGUGACAUUCCUAUUCUCAACCUUUUAUGGCGCCGGAUGGGAGACUUGCUUCGAUGACUUAUUGGCCCUUACUUCAACAGGUUCCGGCCCAAAAGACAAUUACCCAGGUCUCAUUUUCUAUCUAACAGUCCUCAAUGCCAUUCAUGAUGAGAUCGGAGAUCAAUUACUUUCCAGGUCUCGAGCCGAACAGGACAGGGCAAAUACUUUAAAAGAUUUGAUUCGAGCUCGUGAUGUUCAAAAAAUCGCUCGGUCGUGGGAGGAGAUCUUGUCCCACUGGGGAACUUCCAACGACGUUGUGGCCGAGUUGUGCUUAAAGGCAAUUGGGAAGUGGGUUAGCUGGGUCGACAUCUCCUUUGUGGUGAACCAGUCGAUGCUCGAACUGCUAUUCCAGCAGCUGGAACGCGCCCAAAAAGUCGAUCCUCGCAAGAGUGAGGAGCAAGCACGAGACGCCGCCAUCGAUGUCUUCACUGAGACCGUGGCAAAGAAGAUGCCGUCCGCGGACAAAGUCAACAUGAUCACCUUUCUCAACCUUGAAACAGUCGUCUCGCAACUCGUCACUUGUCCGCCGCUGAGGGAUAGCAGAGCCUCCAACUAUGAUGUCGAUCUUGCUGAAACGGUUGCAAAACUGGUCAACACCACAACAGUGGAUAUUGUCAAAGUGUUGGAGACGGAGACCCAGGGCUCGCCGACAUGGGUCAAGGCUGAACAGCUCCUGGUUGCCUUUCUGCCACACUUGCUUAGAUUCUUCUCCGACAUAUUCGACGAAGUCUGUUCAACGGUCCUCAAUGCUAUGAAUGACGUUCUCACUUUUUUGAGGCGCACGAGCCAGGGGGAGAACGCCUCAGCCCAAAGGGCACAAAUGCUCCUACCCAUCCUCAAGGGAAUAUUCCUCAAGAUGAGGUACGAUGACACUGCCGACUGGGGUCAGGAGGACGAGCAGACAGAUGAAGCAGAGUUUCAGGAGUUGAGAAAACGAUUGGCGGGCUUGCAAUCAGCCAUCGCCGCAGCGGAUGAGCAGCUCUAUAUCGACGCAAUUUCAGCCCUUGUUCACGAUACCUUUGAACGGCUGCGGUCAGAAGGAUCAGGGCUCAAUUGGCGCGACCUGGAUCUUGCACUACAUGAAGUGUAUCUCAUUGGGGAUCUGGCUGUAAGGGGAGGUGGUUUGUAUCAGAAGAACAAGCCAAACUCGCCUGCGGCGGAAAAGCUAGUGCGAAUGAUGCUGGAAAUGGUGCAGUCGAACACAGGCUCCUUCGCACACCCCGCCAUACAGCUGCAAUAUAUGGAAAUCAGCGUCAGAUACAGCUCCUUUUUUGAGAAGCACUCAGAGUACAUUCAGCCAGUUCUACAAAACUUCCUCGAACUCGCCCACCAUCCGAGCUUGAAAGUCAAGGCGCGAGCAUGGUAUCUCAUUCAACGUCUCAUCCGUCAACUGCGCGGCUUUGUGGGAAAUGCGGCUGAAGCGGUCGUGCAACGUCUGCAGGACCUCCUGGCCAUCCGGGCAGAGUUACCCAGUGAAGAAGACCGCGAUGAUAUGUCCUCCGACGGCGACUCGGCCACCGACUCUACUUUUACCAGUCAGCUGUAUCUUUUCGAAGCUGUGGGCUGCAUAUGCGGUGCGAAUACCGUCCCUUCAGACAAGCAGGUACAAUAUCUAUCUGCGGUCAUGCAGCCGCUCUUUGUUGAUAUCGAGCGUAACUUGGAGGCCGCUCGAUCGGGCAAUGAACUUGCCGGUCUGCAAGUGCAUCACGGUAUCAUGGCGCUGGGUACAAUUGCUCGAGGUUUCUCCGAUUUCAAUCCUGGGCUCGCCACGCAAGGAAGUGGGGUUGAGCCAUCCCCACAGGCGAAGCAGGCAUUUGCACAGGUCGCUGAGGUAACCCUUGUGUCUCUAACAGCGCUCAACUCGUCCUUUCAGAUCAGAACCGCCGCAAGGUUUGCGUUUUCACGUUUGAUCGGCAUGGUCGGUACCCAGAUGAUGCAGCAAUUACCUCAGUGGGUUGACGGCCUAUUGACUGACUCGUCGACGCGAGACGAGAUGGCGCUCUUCCUCCGAUUACUAGACCAAGUCAUUUUCGGCUUCAAAAACGACAUACAGGACUUUCUCGAUCGGCUCUUCUCAGGACUUCUUCAAAGAGUCUUUGCUGGCAUAUCUGCAGCCACUGCAGGGACGGACGAUGAAAUCGAGCUGGCGGAAUUGAAGAGAGAGUACCUCAACUUCCUCAUGGUGAUCCUUGGGAACGACCUCGGCGCGAUUUUGGUCAGCGCCAGAAACCAGCCGAUCUUUGAUUCGGUGAUUGGCUCCAUCGAACAUCUCGCACGAGAUGUGGACGACUUCCCUACUGCGAAGAUGGCGUUCUUACUGCUAUCAAGAAUGUGCACAGUAUGGGGCGGACCUGAUGUGGUUUCCGCGACUGGCCAAGUGAAUAGCAGUGUCCCCGGGCCACAGCCUGCGCUUCCCGGGUUUGAUCAAUUCAUGAUCACACGAUUCUCGCCACUCUGUUGGGCUCUACCAACUAACCCUUCGUUUAAUAGCAAGGAUGCACAGGCACGGCAAGCUCUGUCCGAGGCCGCUGGGCUUCAGAAGACCAUCUACACCAAAACAGGUCAGCAAUACCUGACUUGGUUACAGGAAAAGGAGUUGAGGACGAUGGGCAUGAACGAUAACAUGAUCGCCGAAUACUUGCAGAAAUUGGCGACCAUGGAACCAAAGGCAUUCAAGGUCUUUUUUGCAAAGUUUAUCGCACAAGGUGGUCAGAUGUGA